CUCUGGUUGACCAAUUUCCGGAGACUGGAAUCCGAUUGUCGAUAGAGGCUAAAUGAUUUGCUUCUGAAUCUAUUCUUUGUUGUAUUAUUAUAUCGACCAAACCGGCGAAGCCAAGUUUUGAUUGCCUUGGCCUUUGAUAUUUUAUUUCAGAGGUUUUUUCUGCCCAUGUUACUUUUCUAGUGCUAACAUGGGUGAUCACGAAAACCAACUCGUUAUUUUGUCUCGCUUGGAGAAAAUAAAAGAAAUUCGACAAAAAACGGUGUCAUUAGAAAAACUGAGAUCAAGGCUGCGCCAUGAAAUUGAAGUCACUGAAGCUGAAGAGAAAUGUUUAGAAGAUUACAAACGAGAAAUGGAACUUCUUCUGCAAGAGAAAAUGGCCCAUGUGGAAGAAUUAAGGUUGAUUCAUGCUGACAUUAAUUUGAUGGAAACGACAAUCAAACAAGCUGAAGAGGAGAAAGUAAAGGCUUAUGAAAAUGCAAAAAGACUGUAUGAUGAAUGCCGUCCAUUGAAAGAAGAAGUUGAUCUCUUGCGUAUGAGGGCUGGUCUGGAAGUUCAACAUGAGAUGCCAGAAGAAACAGAAAAAAUGAGACCGGAGUUCUUUGAGAAACCAAGCGUCCCGGAAUGGAACAGCGAACCUCCAGAGCCUCCUAUCCCCCAGACGUUGGCUGUGGCCGCAGCUGCUGCACAUCAGCUCCAGGUGCCUCGAAAUAAGAACGAGCGCCAAGCUUUCCGUCAACAACCGCCACCCAUGAAGGCUUGCCUGUCCUGUCAUCAACAAAUCCAUCGCAACGCUCCCAUCUGUCCUCUCUGCAAGGCCAAAAGUCGAUCAAGAAACCCUAAGAGGCCCAAACGUAAAGCGGAUGACUAAGUCUCAUUCCAUUGAUUCCAUCCAUCGGCAUUCCAGAUAUCCAGGGUUUUCCACCAUUUGUAUAAUUUUCUCAUAAACUGUUCAUCGUCAGUUCAUUACACAUUCACCCAUCUUUUAUAUGUCCAUGUGGCUUCCAAACCAUAACGAUUUUAGGGCAUUGGGUGAACUUUCUUUUCUUUUUAAACAAUGAUUCAAGAUAGCUAAAUGAAUGGAGCAUUUUACAUGAUGUGAACAUAAUGGAAUCUUACAGGAAAAGAAUCCUUCUGGUACAUCGCAAUAACAGGUGCACAUAAUUUAUAAGAGUCAUGUCCAACCCCGA
Messenger RNA from Aplysia californica (California sea hare), 1187 nucleotides. RefSeq names its product zinc finger C4H2 domain-containing protein. NCBI's taxonomy places the organism in Eukaryota, Metazoa, Mollusca, Gastropoda, Aplysiida, Aplysiidae. The transcript has 5 exons. The coding region runs from base 188 to 868 and encodes 226 amino acids. Gene Ontology annotation, cellular component: nucleus. Gene Ontology annotation, biological process: positive regulation of neuron differentiation. The record is from RefSeq and is a predicted model, not a curated record.